Molecule: messenger RNA, 1998 nt
Organism: Aphis gossypii (cotton aphid)
Lineage: Eukaryota; Metazoa; Arthropoda; Insecta; Hemiptera; Aphididae
Product: transmembrane protein 115
Exons: 3
Coding region: 375-1430 (351 amino acids)
Biological process (GO): retrograde vesicle-mediated transport, Golgi to endoplasmic reticulum
Cellular component (GO): membrane; Golgi apparatus
Source: RefSeq, a predicted model, not a curated record
ACGACCGUUUCAAAAUCGCCUCCCCUGACCGCGUAGCGGGCCAGCGAGCGAUAGCUGAUAAUAUGCUGAUAACGAGAAAUCAACAAAACAACACUACAGAUAAACAUUAUCAAGAUAUAUCCGCGAAAAAAAUAUAUUGUUAUCAUUGUGAUUAUUAUUUUUUGAUAACUCCUACGAUAUCAGGUACACAUCGGUAAUAUUUUACUAUUAUAGUUUUUAUUAUUAUACGUACCUACUAUGCAAUGUCGUGGAACGUCGAGCGUCGAAUUCACGAUUAAUAAUAAUAUUAUAAUAGGAUGAAAGUACGUGCGUGUACGAAUUGAUAUUUGUUUUUCGGAACUUAUGCGUGUCACACCGUCACGGCCAAUAUCGCCAUGUCCGUCUUAAACAAAGUACGUAAAAACCUACCUCACAUCAAGCAAAACACCGAACUGCUGUUCAACAACACGGGGCUGUGCAUCAAAAUCAUAUCUUGCACGUUGUCCGUGUGCUAUUUCUUCUCGUUUUGGUCCAAGAGCUCGACGGUGUUCGGCGUGACGCCCGGCUACCUGUUUCCGCCUUCAUUCUGGCUGUGGACGCCGUUCACGUUCUGUUUCUUCGAGACACACCUGUGGCAAGUGCUGCUCGACAUCGCCAUGGUGGCCGUGUGCGGCAAACUCAUCGAACCCCUGUGGGGUGAACUGCAAGUGCUCGUGUUCUUUGCCAUCGUCAACGUGGGAGUGGCGUUAGCGUGCGCCGUGUUCUAUUACGUCCUGUACAUGUGCACCUGGGAUCCGGAAUUGUUGUUCUCGGUGCACGUGCGCGGCUUGGCAGGAUAUCUGGCCGGUGUCACUGUGGCCGUCAAACAGAUCAUGCCCGACAGCACUGUGCUAGACACGCCGGCUGGUCGCAUCACCAACCGCAACGUACCGCUGUACACGAUAUUCAUUGCACUCGUGCUCUGGUUCAUCGGCUUUGUGGAUGGUACGAAACCGACUAUGGUCAUCAGUGGAGUGUUGAUGAGUUGGACUUACUUGAGGUUUUAUCAGAGGCACACGAAUGGCACGAGAGGUGAUAUGGCUGACAAUUUUACUUUUGCAAGUUUUUUCCCAGUUAUUGUUCAACCACCGAUUUCAGUGUUGUCAAAUUCAGUAUACAGCAUUUUUGUAAAAGCUGGUAUAUGUAGAAAGACUGUACGUAGAGUUGAUAUUGCUAGCGCACCAACCGGUAUUACUGUCGCUUUGCCUGGUAUUCGAUCACAUGAUAUGGACAGAAGAAAAUUGUUAGCCUUAAAGGCUCUUAAUAGCCGAUUAGUCGAUACUAAUAAAGAUGCACCAAGAAUGGAUAAUAUUGAAUCUGAAAGAAGAGACUCUGUGGUUAUAUCAAUUGGAGAUUCAGAACAGACUUCAAAACUAUCACCUGCAAAUAUGGUUUCAAACAAAACAACGUAGUACAGAUAAAUUAUUAAAGGAAUAAUAUUUAAUAAUUUAUUUGUAUAUUAUCGUAAUCAUAAUUUUAUCUACUAUACAAGAGUCUAGAAAGUAUAGAAACGUUUUACAUUGUUUAUAUGCAUAUUCAAAACACUUUCUAUUUGUUCUAGACACUCAUUAUCUAUUUUUUAUAUUAUUUACUUAUUUGUUGUACAUUUGUUAAUAUUGUAAAUAGGUAAACUAGGGUAUUUUAAUAACUGAUUAAUGAUUAAAUCAUUUACACAAUAAAGCAUUAUAUAUACAAAGAACUAACUAUAUUUGUUAAAAAUAAAAUAUAAUAGUCUUGGAUAACAGCCAACAGCAUUGUAAUAAUUCACAAGACAAGGUAAUCUUGAAUAUUACAAAAGUACCCAUGAUUAUAUAACUACAUAUUUUAUGUUGUAUAAACCUGAUAAAAGGUUUUCAUUAUAGUUAUUUGUAUUACAAGUUUUGUAUAAAUCUUUUUAUUAAUUAAUAUAACAUAAUAUUUAAUGUCUAUAUAAGCCUGUGAUAAUAAAAUAACUAAUUAUAAUUUAUUACUAGUACAAAA